UCCCUUCACUGUCGGUAAUUCCAUCACCAACACCCGGCAAAACCCAAGGUCAGGGAUGUGAGAAAACAAGAAAAGGAAAAUCUGAACUUCUGCAAAGGCGAUGUUUUGGUUCAAUACUAACUGAUUUUAUUCGUGUUCUUUUCCAAAAAAAAACGAUCUCUCCGUUCACCGUCUUGUUGUCGGUGAGGCGCAAUGCAUUUUGGUAAUCGUAGGCUCGCGGGCCGGUAACCCACAGCUCGUGUUGACCGACCGUUGGAAAAAAUUGAUGGAAGGAUUAAUCCUUGUGUUUGUGGGCAGGGUUCAACCUUUCCUAGCUAAAGGCCCCGUGGAACAGGCUCAGGCCUAUUAUUACGACCGACAGUGCGACUAAAAAACUACAUUACCCAUAAGAUUGCUGACGUCGGGACGGUGCGUGGCCCGACGAUGGUGUCCAGGACUGGAGGCCCUGUGAACGUCGUGACGUCAGCGCCGUUGGCGUGUGUGCGUGAUGAAAUCAACGGGGAGCGUGCUUUGGGGGUGGUGGCAGCGAGAGAGAAAGGGAGGAAGUGGCGGUGGUGCGUUUCCUUCCUGGACUUGUUCUCCUUGGGACUGAUGUUUCAUUAAUAGCUGUUAGUUUAAAACAGGAAGUAAAUGAAAUCCAAACGCAACUUUUGUUUUUGAUUAAAUGAAUAUUAGAUGCAUCUGGAUGUUGAUUUUGAACUCUGCACGUUUUCGGGCAAACUUAAGCUGAAGUGAAAAAUGCCCAGAAGGAAACAGUCCAAUCCUCAGCCUGUGAAAAUGGAAGAUAUACCAGAUCUUCAAGAGUCAGGGGACAGGACGUAGUGGCCGUCACUAAGGAGAAGAUGCUGGGGAAGCUGAAGAGUCUGAAGGUGGAUAAAUCACUGGACUGGAUGAACUACACACCAGGUUCUGAAGGAGAUAGCUGAGGCAAUUGUGGAGGCAUUGGUGGUGAUCUUCAGGAACCACUGGAGUCAGGGAGGGUCCCAAGGAGCUUGGAAAAUGACUAAUGUGACGCCCCUGUUUAAGAAGAGGAAGAGGCUGCAGAUGGGAAAUUUUAAGCUGGUUAGGCUGACCUCAGUUGAUGGUUCUGAUAGCUUGGAAUUUAUUCAUGCAAAUGACAAUGGGGUGUUUUCGCCAAGCUGCAAACGACUCAAGAUUGGGAAGGAACCACAAAAUUAUGUUGAGAUGGUGGAUAACCAAAUGGGAUCUACCCCAAGGCUACUUGAUAUGCUCACAGACAGCCUUGCUGAUUCUCCUGAACAGACAAAUGGUUUGAUCAGUCAGAACAGCAUGGAAGCCAAUGUGGACAUGAUGUUAGGAGACCACUGUAGCUUUGAGGAAACUUCCUUGAGUUCUGAUGGUCUGAAGAAAACCCAAGUCCUCGAUGGUAACCUGUAUAAAUGUCCUGACUGCAGCUAUACAUCUAAUCAGUUGAGUAAGAUCAAGUGUCAUUUUCUGAUUCAUAAAGGCCAGAAGCCUUCACAAUUUGACAAUGCAUCUGACCAAUUAGAAACUCCUAUUCAUGCUGAAACCCCGAAAAAGACCAUCAAAUGUGGCUACUGUGACUUUGCAUGUGAUCGUGUGAUAACCCUAACACGACACAAGAGGAAGCAUGUGAAAAAUAAGGCUGCAUUAAGAAGAAAAGAGAGUUCCAUUUCAAAUAAAUUCUUGCAGACAGAGUCCACUGUUGGAAGCGAGGAGAAGAAAUUUUACAACUGCUCAUAUUGCAGCUAUACGUCAUCACUGAUGGGGAACCUACAGCGCCACAUCCGAAUUCAUCUUGGAGAGAAACCCUUUAAGUGUGACCAGUGCUACUAUGCAACUGGCCAGUCAGGGAACUUGAAGCGCCAUAAGCUAACACAUACACAAAAAAAGUCUUUCACGUGCACCCAAUGUGAUUAUGCAUCUGGUCAGAUGGGAAAUCUCAAACGCCACAUGCUGAUACACACAAGAAAAAAAUCCUUCAAAUGCAGCCAGUGUGACUAUACCGGGGAUAGUAUGGCAGAUUUAAUGCGGCACAAACAAAAUCAUAAAGAUGACAAAAGUUUACUGCACAAUAAUGAACCAGACGUAACUGCAGUUAAAGCAAGUGGUGAGGAGAAGCCUUAUAAAUGUUUAUAUUGUAGCUAUGCAUCACCAUUGCUUGGAAAUCUCCAGCGACACACCCGCAUUCAUCUUGGAGAAAAACCUUUCAAGUGUGACAAAUGUGAUUAUUCCUCCUGUCAAAUGGGGAACCUUAAACGUCAUUCGCUCACACAUACACGGGAAAAAAUGUUCAAAUGCCACCAAUGUGGAUACAGCUGUGGCAAUUUAUUGGACUUAAAACAGCACAAACAGACUCACAUCAAAGGAAAGCUUCAACAAGAUGAGGGGAAUCCUGUACAGGAUAAGUCAAGCAUUACCAACAAAGCCUCAACCCAUACUCCUGAGCAAGUUGCACCAAAAAUUGGGGAGGAAAAGCCUUACAAAUGUUUGUAUUGUGAUUAUACGUCACUACUGUUGGGGAACCUUCAAAGGCACACUCGAAUUCACCUAGGAGAGAAGCCCUUCAAAUGUGACCAAUGUGACUAUGCAACUUAUCAGUCUGGACAUCUUAAGAGGCAUAGACAGACCCACGUGCAUAAAAAGUCACUCAAGUGUCGCCUAUGUGACUAUGUCUGUAAUAACAUGGCCGACCUAAAGCAACACCAGCAAGAACAUACUGAGAAAACGGCAAGUGGAGAAAAGAAGCCUUACAAAUGUACAUACUGUAAUUAUGUAUCUUCUUUAUCAGGGAACCUGCAAAGGCACAUUCGCAUUCAUCUGGGAGAAAAGCCCUUCAAAUGUGAUCAGUGCGAGUAUGCAUCUCAUCAGUCAGGAAAUCUGAAGCGUCAUGUAUUAACUCAUUCUCGGCCCAAGUCAUUUAAAUGUGGCAUCUGCUAUUACAACUGCAGCACUGCAGUAGAAUUAAAGGAACAUAAGGAGAGUCAUGUUAAGAAAGAAUUGCUGGUAGAAGAUGACGCGAAUGGGAAUGAGAAAGCCCAAGGACUUUAUUCCUGCAAGCUGUGUAGCUUUGUCUCCGAAUAUUCCGGCCACCUCAUGCGCCACAUGAAAACGCACAAUUCCGAGAAGCCCUAUAAGUGUCACUACUGUAACUAUGCAACAGUGCAACAGGGUAAUCUUAAACGGCACAUAUUGAUCCAUACUGGGGAAAAACCCUUCAGGUGCAGUGAGUGCAAUUACACCUGUAGCCGUAUGGAGAAUUUGAAGCGACACAAGCUAAUUCAUGCAGAGAAAACGCUUUCAGGGGAAGGCAGCAGUUCACUGAAAUCCGAGAAACCCUAUUGUUGUGUAUUGUGUAAUUUUAAAGCGCAGUACCCAAGUAUACUUACCAGGCAUGUGAAGACACAUGCAGAUUCGGCUAGGAAAAGCUUGGGCACUCAACGAUCUCGCACAGGUAAAAAACCUUUUCACUGUGAAAAAUGCACCUACUCUACUAAUAGUGUAAUCAGAUGGAGGGUACACUUGCAGAAUCAUAUGGAUGAUGAAGGGGAGCUACAAUGUAAGGAAGAAGGAGAGUGUGAAAAUGUCAAAAAAUAUUUUUCUUGCAAUUUGUGUGACUUCAUUACGCAACAUGCCAACAAUUUAAUAGGGCAUAUGAAAACACACAGCACAGGCUCAGUGUCCAGUGAUCCCCAGCUACCUUCCAAAGAGACUGUUGUUCAGAGUAGUGAAAACAUUUUUUCUUGUAAAUUGUGCAGUUUUGUUACCCAAUACCCCAACCACUUCAUAAUGCAUAUGAAAACACACAUGAAAACGCACAGCAACAGCAAAAGUGAAUACCAAUGUUCCCACUGCAGCUAUACUACCAAACAAUCUGGGAACUUCAAGCGCCAUAUCCAGGUUCAUUUAGGUGUCAGGCCAUUUAAAUGCAACAAAUGCAACUACGCAUCGAUUAAUUUUGCCAAUUUGAAAAGGCACUUACAAACGCACUUGAAGCAAGCAUCUAGCCAGUUGGAUUCCUCAUCUUCUCAAACAGCUGAUCUCGACCAACCGGAGAAUAUUAGCAUAAAAAAAGAAAAAGAGAAUGAUUUGUGUUUACAGGAAGAUAAGCUUGAAAAUGUUCCUGAACCCCCUUCCUGUGAAUCAAGUGGUUCUAUCCAUAGCCAUGUUGCAAGGAAUUUGAAACGGAGGAGACAGUAUAAAUGUUCACAUUGCUAUUAUGAGACUAUAGAGUUGGGUAACCUUAACAGACAUAUCAGGAGCCACAAAGGAGAAAAGCCUUUUAAAUGCAACCAGUGCAAUUAUGCUUCCACACAAUUAGUCAAUGUCAAACGGCACCUUCGAACACAUGCAGGAAAAGAAUCCUACCAGUGUACUCAAUGUGAGUUUGUAUCCGAGAGCAAGGCAGCCUUUAAACGCCACACAGAUAACCAUCUGGCGAGAACUGAGGUUAAACGAGAAAUGGAGGAUGGGAAUAGCCUUAGCAAGGAACAGAAAGUCUUCUCUUGCAGUUUGUGCAAUUUUGUCUCACAGUACCAGAGCAACCUCAUAAGACACAUGAACAUACACAACUACAAAAGGCCAUAUAAAUGUUCGCAGUGUAACUAUGUCUCUGCCCAACUGGGCAACCUCAAACGACAUAUGAGGAACCAUAUUAAAAAAGAAACUUUCCAGUGUGAUCAGUGUAACUAUUCAUGUGCUUCUAUGACCAACCUCAAGCGACAUGCCAAGAUUCACACAAGUUAAUGGAAAACUGUGCAAUAAAGGAAAAGCCUCCAUUUGAGACAACAGAAAUGCCUGUUUUAACAAGUUGAGUAGUUUUGAUUGGCAGCAUUCAAAACCUUGAUAUCGGUUUAAGGAGCAGUGCAGUUAUUGCUACUACAUAUCACAGUGAAGGAUCAAAGGACUGUGGUGGACAUUUGGGUGAGCGAACACCCCAGUCUGUGCAGCACCAUGAGACUGAAGAAAUUCAGCAUGGCCAAACAGAAUGAACUUGUUUUUGAUGAACUAGAGGCUGUGUGCCACUUUUGUGUCUUUACUUGAAAUCAUUGUAAAUCUUAAAAAUACGUUUGUAUGCACAUUAUUUUUUUUUGUUGUUGAACACCAGUAGAGUGAAGGCUGCCUUUUUGGUAGGAUAUCCACCUAUCUACUGCAGCUCAUCUCUUUAGCAGCCAGUAAGUUUUAAUCACAAAAUUAAGGCUAAAGGUCAUCAUAGUCUGUGAAAAGUCUACUUAAGAGCUUUACUCAAAGCCUGAUAAAUGGUGAUAGUUUAGCUUUUAUUUUGGAAAGGCAAACUACGGGUCUCUAUGAUAUAAUGGGACAGUUAGGGUACUAAAGAGAUGAACUGAUUUUUGUUUCUUCCCUACCUGCUGCUCCCCCCUCCACAAUAUCCAUGUUCCUGGAUUUCUUAUUUUAUUUUCUUAUGUUUAAAAUGAUGUAAAUAGGCAUUAAUAGCUAAAUAGCCUAAUGAAUGUACAUUAGAAAAUGGGGAAAUACUGUUCCUUCAUGGUCUUGCAUUGAUCAGUGAGUGACUGGCCAAAUAUACAAAGAUGUACCUGUACUACUACUGAAGGAGAUUGAACUUCUUCAGUUUUCCUGGGAAUACUACAGUAGGUUUACACUGGGGUUGUUGAUUUAGAUUAAAUCUGAAUAGACUUUUUAAUCAUUUAAAAAAAAAGCAUGGGUUGUGAUUUUUUUCACUAACUUAAAUAUUUAGUUUGGACUGGAGAGUUUCAUGUAAUAUAAUACAUCUAAAAUGCAUAUUUUGAUCUAGCUGAUAUCUUGCCAUGUCAAAAUAUAUCACUUUUCUAGUACUCAUUGUGAUUAUGAAGAGAAAGCAGAGAGGAGAUUUGAUAAAGGUACUCUAAAGUCAUGAGAAGUUCUGGUAGAUGAUUAAGGAUCAAGAAUGCACUGCCAACCUCUGGAGACAGAUCCAGUUAUGCCUUUCAAACAGGAAUUUGAUAGUUAUAUGACUUUGAAGCAAAACAAAAUGCAGGGCUAUUCAGAAAAGGUAGGGGAAUGGGAAUUUGAGAUGCUGGUACAGAGGCAACGUAGACAUAAUAGAUCAAAUAGCCUCCUAUGCUAAAACCAUUCUAGAUUCCAAGUGUAGGCAAGUCCGUAAAAUGCACCUUUUCCUCAGCAGACGGGUCACUUGAAUGUUGUUUUGUUCUUCAUUUGUGGGUGCACUCAGCAAUUUUUGACAGUUUGAAACGAAGCCCCUAAAAGCAAGUUGAAAUCUGUCGAUUAUAGAUUUUGAUCAGUUCUUGUUUUGUCUUUGAUUGCCUUCUAGGCUGUCUACUUCUACACGUAUGACGCAAUCUAGUGUGUGGUGCACAGAUCUUUUCUUUAUUGUACAACUUCAUUGCAACAUCCCAUGUGGUGUUGUAUGAAACAUUCUGGGUGUUCCAGCUAGACUGUACAAACUAGAUGUCUGUAAACCUGGACGUAAAUCAUGUUGUUUUUGUUUUUUGGUUUGAUUAGUUCAGGACUAACCCUAAAGAAGAUCCAAUUCAGGAAGAAAUGAUGCUUAAUAUAGAUUUCAGGUCACGCUAUUGCUCUACUAUAUGUUGCAUUUGUUCCAAAUCCAUAAAACAUCAAUGAAACCUGAGAACUAGAAAAAAAAAGCUCAGAAGUAGUAUCAUUUGCUUAUGCUUUUGACCUGGGAGUGUAUUAUAGGCUCAAUGACCACGUGCAGUCAGGAUUUCCAAGUUCCCUUAUGUUGUACCAAUGUGCGGCUCUACUGAGAUUUUCUUUUAUAAUUUUAGUUUUGAAAGUGGGUUUUUGGUGUGAUAUGUAAAAUUGCAGUUUACAUAUCACAUGUUGAAACCAGUGUUAGAGAGCAUAAAGUAGUGAGGGUGAUUUAAAUGAAAAGAGAAUGUUUGUCUACUGAACCUUUAUCACUUAUCAAGCUGGUUCACGAUGAAUCUGGGUCAUAAUAGUGUGGCUUAGAUUGGUGUUCUCCCUUGGCAAUUUGACGUAGCUGGCAAGUUGGCUCGGUAAGUUGGCUUAAUACUAAAUAGGAGGAGUAGACCAUUGAGCCCCUCAAGACCUGGGCACCAUUCAACAAAGUCAUGGCUGAUUUGCCCAGGACCUCAACUCCUCUUUUGUGCCAGUUGAAGUUAGCUAUCCACUUCCUGUUAUUUCAAAUAUCUAUCUACCUCCUCUUCAUUUUUGUUUUAAACACUUUUUUGAUCUAGCCUCCACAGAUUUAAGGUGUAGAGAAAUCCUGAUGUACACUAGCUCAGGGAGAAGAAAUUUCUUUGCAUCUCUAUUUUAAAUUAUUGCCCCCUUAUUCUGUAAAUGUAUUUGCUAGAUGGGAUGCUCCCACUAGUGGAGAAAUGUUUUCAAUCUAACCGGUCAAGCCCUCUUAGAAUAUGGUAUGUUUCAAUAAGACGACCCCUCAUCCUUCUAAACUAAUUAAUAAGGGGCUAACUUGUUUAUCCCUUCUUUAUAGUCAACCCUUUCAUCCCAAGAAAUGGAAAAUAAUUUUCAGAUUCAACAGUCAUACAGUUCAUCUCUCAAAAAUAACAAGAUUUAUGCUUCUGCAUUCAUUCCACAGAAGAACAAUUGCUCAUGCUAUUCCUGUGGCUUUUGGAGAAAGGACUGUGAUUUUCAUUUUUUCUGAACAAAAUUAAUCAUUUAGAAAAUCAACAUUUAGGCCAUGUUAUUGCUUUUCUCAAAGAAACCCUGCUUCCUAUAGGAUUUAAAAGUACUGUGAUCAAACUAAAUGCUGAGUAUGUAGCCUGUAGUUUAGUUCAUAUAAACACCUCAAACCUUCCAUUAAAAAUAAAACCUUAAGUAAAAUAAGAUGUUGAAAUCAUUGGACAUUAUUUUGUUCAGAAUUGGAGGUGCAGCUUGAAAAAGCUGAAAACAAUGCGGUAGUAAAUUUCAACUUGUCUUGGUAACAUACUAAUACAUCAAUUUUUGACUAAAACUUGCUAUAAACAAAAUAAGUUAAUUGUUCAUUCAAAAAUUGCAUAGCUACAGUGUGAGAGACAGAUAUGGUGUUGAACAUGGAAAUCUAGUAGCUGCAAUUAAGAGAUGUGCUGCUUUCCAGCAAAUGGUCCAAAAACUGCAUCUCACUGUUUGACUGACCACCCAAAUGCAUUAAACAGGAUAAUGCUCUCCUGUAUUUGCAUAGCAAAUUGAGCUUGUCUAUUUCAGGCCAAAUGCCCUCUUCUAACUUAAUGUUAGAAUUUAAUUACUGUCCAUUUUUUAAAAAAAACUUUUUUAAAAGCAUGGAAUAACCUUUUACCUUUUGCAUCCAAUUUUUGUUUAUUUUUGCUUUAUUUCUGCAUCUGUUUCCCAAGCACCCAAAAGUCAGUGGGAAGGCCAUCUGGGAAUUUUGAGACCCUCCCAUCUGCAAACUUGCCAGGAGAAGACUGUAAAAUUAUGAGCUUGGUGCAUCAAGCAUCACUGUUAUAAUGCUGUGCUACAUUUUAACAGCCCUGCAAUUUUACUAAUUUAACUUGAAGGCAAACUGACAACUGUGAUAUCCCUUUGUUUCAGUAAGGGAAAAUUGUUAAAACCUUUCACUAAUCACGAUUUCCAACGUUUUUCAAAAUUUAAGAAUAAAUUUUAAUUUAGAGUUGCCCAGAAAAGUGAUUCUGAAAAAAAGGUUGCCAUUGUGAAUGUGUAAUUUUCAGAAGGUUUUCUGAAACAGUUAGAUUUUCUUACAUGUCAUUUUCAGUGGGAUUGUUUAGUUAACAGCAAAACCACGGCCAAUAUUCAGUCGAUCCACAAUGGAUUCCUGACAUCAGGAUACAUUGUAUAAUGUUGCAAAUUAAACAUCUGUAAGACAGUACUUGGUACAAAAAAAUUGUUUGCAAGCUCAAAGGGUAAUUUGUUUUUUCUAUAAAUUAACAAAUAAUGAGGUGUCUGUAUCCUAGAAUGAUCUGACAGUGCACUGUCAUAAUUGCAAAAACAUGUUUCAAGUAUAUAGUAAUGUAAAAUAAAGAUCAAAAAAUAUAGCCAGCAAAAUAUCAUUCUGUAAUCUGGAUUGCAUGCUUGAUGGACUGCUAUUGGAAUGCUAACACCCACUUCUCUCAAAAGACAAUGCAAAAUAGUGUUUCUGGAAAGAUACAGGGAAGGUAAUUUUAAAAAUGCUGGAAGUAGCAACAGGUCAGGCAUUAUCUAUGGAGAGAGGAAAUUAUUGCUUCAUCAGAACAGAAGACUGAUAGACAUGAGUUUUUAAACCACUCUCAAAGGGAGUGACGGGAACAGUGGAUUAGAAAAACAGAAGGAAGGUAGAAAGGAUUAACUAAUAAAAUAUUUUAUGAUGCCAAGCCAGAGUGAUAUUGGGUAUAGUAAAGAAACAAGGGAUCAUCAAUGUUAUUAACACUUUUUUUUCACCCCAACCUCCUAUUCACCUGGACCAUCUCCAAUACCUGCCUCUCCUUCCUUGAUCUUUCUGUCUCCAUCUCUGGUCACUGCCUCAAAACUGACAUCUACUUCAAGCCCACCGACUCCCACAGCUGCCUGGACUACACCACCUCCUCUUACCCACCUUCCUGCAAGAAUACGAUCCUCCUACUCCCAAUUCCUCUGCCUCCCACACAUCUGCUCCCAAAAUGGGGUGUUCCACUCCUGCACAUCCCAGAUGCCGUCUUAUUUCGAGGACUGUAACUUCCCCCUUCCGGUGAUUGAAAAUGCCUUCAACCACAUCUCUUGCAUUUCCUGCACUUCUGCCCUCACAUCCCCUCCCCGCUGAGAAAAAUAAAGACAGAAUCCCCCUUGUCUUCUCAUAUCACCCCACCAGCCUCUACAUCCAACAUAUCAUUCUCCGCCACCUACGAUCUGACCCUGCAACCAAAGAAGUGUUUCCCUCCCCUCCCCAUUUGUCUUCAAGGACUGCUGUCUCCUCAAAUCCCUCGCCGAUUCCACACUCCCCACCACCCUCGGCACCUUUCCCUGCCACUGCAGGAAGUGCUACACCUGCCCCGACACCUCAACUCCAUUCAAGGCACAAAACAAACCUUCCAUUAUCAGACAGGGGUUCACCUAUACGUCCAUCAACUUGGUCUACUGCUCCCGUUGGUGGCCUCCCUUAUAUCCCUUAUGUGACCAAGCAUAGACUUGGAGAUCGUUUUUGUAGAGCAUCUGUGCUCUGUGUGACAAAUGACAGCACCUUCCAGUUGUGAACCAUUUUAACUCUCCCUCCCACUACCUGUGUGAUGUACCCAUCCUGGGCCGCCUCCAGUGUCACAAUGACACCACCUGCAAACUGGAGGAGAAGCACCUCAUAUUCUUCUGCCUUGGGAGCCUACAACCUGAUGGCCUAAACAUGGAAUUCACCAGUUUUAAAUUCUCUCCAUCCCUGGCCACAUCCCAUGUCCAAUCCUCCCCCUCAAAUCCACUUCUUUGACCUGAUACAACCUUCUCUCCCACCAAUCCACCCCUCCCCCCUCACUGACCAAUCCGCACCACUCCCUUCCUGCAGUCACUUAUCACCAUCGCACUUACCUUCCCCAGCCUCACCUCUCCUCUCCUAUUUAUUUCUGAGCUUCCUUCUCCCUCCCCAUUUCUGAAGGAGGGUCCUGACCUGAACUGUCAACUUUUCUGCUCCUCUGAUAUCUGGCCUGCUGCACUUAUCCAGCUCCAUACUCUGUUAUCUCUAACUCCAGCAUCUGCAGUUCUUGCUAUCUCCAAGGUUGCAUCGUUGUCUGGAUACAGUGGCACACUCCUGUAAUCGGCUUCUCGGAGAGUGAGGCUUUUUCAUUGCCUGAGGGUGAGAAUUAUUGGCUUGACUGAUUUUAGUGGGAACAAUGUACACUUGGCACUAUUCAGGGAACGUGAUUACCAAGUGUGCCAAGAAAGGUGAAAUGGUGCAGGUGGUGAACGGAACAAGUGAAGCACCAUCUGCUGCCCAUCUUCCCCUUACCAUCCACAGUCCUCCAAACUGCUAAUGCCAGGUGACAAGGUGGUGAGAGGUUAAGGCCAAUUCCUUGUGUUCAGCACAAGCACAACACAAACUGAAGGAACAACACCAUCUUUUAUCCUGGCACUCUACAGCCUCCUGUGCUGAAAUGUGACUGCAUAAAUUUUAGGACGUAACCCCUGCCUCUUUUUUUUUAAAUUCACUCAUGGGAUAUGAGCAUCGUUAGCAGGGCUAGCACUUGUUGCCCUUGAAAAGGUCAUGGUGAGCUGCCAUCCACAACUGUUGUGGUCCGUGUGAUGUAGGUAGAUUCUCAAUGGUGUUAGAGGGAAUUCUAGGAUUGUGACCAACACCAGUGAAGGAAUGCUGAUAUCUUUCUAAAUCAGGAUGAGGAGUGGUUUGGAAGGGAACUUGCAGUCAGCAGAGUUCCAUGUAUCUACUGAAAUGUUCUUGAUAGGAGUGGUUGAGUUUAGAACGUGCUAUCUAAGGAACUCUGGUGGAUAAUACACACUACUGCUGAGCAGCAUUGAUGGACUGAAUGUUUGUGAUGUUGAUUUGCAUUUGUUCAGUGGCUUUGUUCUUUUGUUCCUUUUUGUGUUGCGUUCAGUUAUCUGCUGUGUAGUAAAUUGUGCCUCAUCUGGGCACAACCUUUAUUUGCUACUAUGUCAUUCUUCCUUUUGCACAUGAAAUCUUUUGUUCAUCCUUCCUGUCCUUCAAUUUAUCUCAGACCUUCUCGAAUUCAUGUUGUCCUUUCUUCACUUCUGUUGCCUUAAAAACUCUUUCUUCUAUCUUCCUGUUUUGAUUAAACACUAUUAAUACCAACUGUUCCACAGAUACUGCCUGACUUGAGUAUUUCCAGCAUUUUUGGUUAUAUUUCAAAUUUCUAGCAACUGCAGUAUUUUGAUUUUUGAGGAAAAGGUUUGAACUGAUUUUAAUUAUGUUAAGCUGGCAUUUAUGUGCACAUAGUACUGUAUAUUUUCUUUUAAGAAGCUGUUUGAAAGAACAACUUGCGUAGUCGCAAUUCACUGACUCUGACAAAGAAUUAUUGGGAAUGCCAUUAUUGAAAUGGAUUGUGGCUGUUCUGUGCAAAUUGCUGGCUUAAGAUUUUGACUACUGUUGUAAAAGUAAGCAUUUAAGCCAUUGAAACAUACUUAUCUAAUAUUAAUAUAUGCAUUUCCAAAUUAUUCGUGCAAUUCUUAAUGCAAUGUUAUGCAAGUUCUAAAUGUGUUCUGUGAGAGUUCAGAGGCUUAUACGUUUCUAAAACACAAUUGUCAAAAAAAUUACUGUGAAUAUAAAAAACGACAAAUAACUGUACCUCAGUGACCACUUAUGAACAAAGCCCUCAAGUGAGGUACACUGUGAUUAUAGAUUAUAUCCUUCAGAAGUUUGGGUUUACUUCAUUCUCUGUAUUAGUCUCUAAAGUUAAAUGCAAAACCAUGUUUUAGACACAAAACACGAGUUGUGGACUUGUUUUAACCAAAUCACUAAAAUUAUUCUUCAGUGAUCCUAUCAUUUUCUUAGAAGUAUAAAACCUAAUAUGGUGGUGACAUCCUGGCUGUCAUUUAUCUACACAAUGAAUUUAGAUAGUAAAUCUUAACCAGGUGCAUCAUGUUUUUCCAACUAAGGUUUGAGAUCUUAGUGUAUAAUGUUUGACUAAAGUAGAAUCUUAACAUUAACUAUUUUUUGUAAACACCAAAUUUCACAGGUUAGAAGAAUUGAAUCAAGCUUAUAACUUCAACGAUAUUAGUGUUUCAAAAGGUGUGAUACCUUAGAAAAACAAUUCCAUUCACUUCAUGUGAUAUUUUGAAAUGGCUGAAGGUGCUGGAACUACCAAUGGGCCCCGACAGCAUUAGAGCACAAGCCAUUAGUACAAGUGCUGCAGAACUAGUUGUACCCCUAGUCUUGCAUAUUCCAGUACUGCUACAACACUGACAGCUAGCAGACAAUGUAGAAAAAAAGCCCAGGUAUGCCCUGGCCCCACAAAGCAGGACAUAUCCAACCCAGCUGCUUAUCAUCCCAUCACUCUGUAGUCAAUCAUUCGAACAUGAGGAAAAGAUUUUUGACAGUGUUACCAAGCAGUACUCAUUCAUCAACCCUGUCCAAUUACUUCAAUGACCCUCUAGCAUAAUAUCAGAUAUGUUACCCUUGACCAGAAACUGAACUGGUGAACUGGGCCAGCUAUAUUAUUAGUGUAACUCCAAAAGCAGGUCAGAGACUGGGAGUGUGAACCACUUGACUAAAAAUUUUACCAACUAUCACAAAGCACAAGUUUGGAAUGUGAUGCAGUAUAUUCCACUUGAAGAUGAAUUCAUCUAGAUAACCUUCAAAAGGCUUGAUGCGAUCCAGGACAAAAGGAUCGCCUUGAUUUGACAAUACCUGUACCACUUUAAAUUUUCACUCCUGUCACAAUGUGGAGUGGUUGCAUUUGUACUAUAUGCAAGGGACAUGACAGUAACUUGCCAAGUCGUCAUUAACAGCACCUUCCAUACUUGCAACCUCGUACCCAGGUCGAGUGUAGCAGAUGCAUAGACACAUCGCCUGCAAGUUCUUCUCCAAGCCAUACAACAAGUUGACUGGAACAAGAACAUUGUUCAUUCAUUGGUGCUGAUCAAAAUCCUGAAAUUCCCUUUCUAACAACCCUGUAGAUGUACUAACAUCAUGUUUACUCUUGCAAUUCAGUAAGUUGGUUGAUCAUUUUCCAGUGGGCGAUUAGGAAUUAGCAACAAAUCCUAUUUUUGACAAUGCUAAUGCAUCCCGUGAAUUUUUUUAAAAGCUUGCUAAAUGUAUCUAAUAGUAAAGGUCUAGGACUGUUUUCAUCGGACUUAAUUUUUUUUUUCAAAUGACCAGGGGCUGGAUAGCUGAGGCUAUCAAUUCACACAUGUUCUGGUGAUCAACAUGUAAUAUUUGUGAUGCAAGUGGCUUUUCAGUUUAUCCAUGAUUCUUGCACUUUUGAGAAGCAAGAACCUGCAUGAUAAGAUACAGUUAUUGCAACAGCAAACACUAUAACGGUAGUCAUUUAAUGUACAUCAGCCUGUAGAUAGAACAAGUCAAAAAAACAACCUUGGAUCCUGAACACACUGGUAGAACCUGAGAUUGUAAUGAUUAUGUGAGUAUAUACAGAUGGUGCAGGGGAACAUUGUAUCUCCUCACUGGCUAAGUGCAUUUCAAUUCUGACUACAUAUUUGCAUGAAUUAAUUAGAAUUUUUUGGUAAAAAUACUUGGUCAAACCAAUGUGAAUAAUUUACAAAUCCUGGAUCUUCUUAAAGCAAUGCAAUAUUGUAAUGUUAUUUGUCACUAGAUAUAUUAAUUGACCAAUCCUGCUAGUGAGAUAUCGUUAAUGGAGUUGUAUUCCCAUUUUACCAAAUUCACAUUUCUUUCUCCAACAGGAUAAAGAAAUCCCUGUUUCGGAGAAACAGCAGACCUAAUGUCAAUUAUUGGACAUUAAAAGACAAGACAAAAGUCUUUGUGCUUGCUAGUCUCACAUGUUUAAAGGGGGGAAUAAGGCUGCUAAGCUAUAACACGCAGGUUGAGAAACAGAAAUAAAUGUAAAAUGUUAUUUCGCAAAUGCAACAUCUAAGUAGGCCUUCCCAUAUUUGAACCACAUAUUACUCCAGUUUUGUUAGUUACAAUUUAACUUGUAAAAUAUAUGUUUUGAAUUAGGUAACAAUCUGCUAAUAUUUGGUGACACAUCCCAGCAACGAGUACAUGUCUGUUUCGUGAAAUGUUCUACAGUGGAAUUUUCUUUCACUAGGAUGUGUAAACAUACAGUGCUUGAUCCUUACGUUUGAUAUGUUGGUGUGAAGUCGGGUAGCGUACUUAUGGUUUGGGAGACAGGAAGUUAGAAUUUGGUGUUAGCAAAAUGCUAAGGGGGAAAGCAUUGUGUGGUCCGUUUUAAAGAUGAUUUAUUUUUUUAAGCUUGGAGAUUUAAGAUUUUAAAAAAAGUCUGAGUAGUAGCUGAAAAGUUUACAAGUACACAGAGUAUGCGAAUUAAAACAUUUGUAUCAAAAGCCUAUACAAUUAGCAGACCGAGCAGUAGUUUUUAACCGAGACAACAGGUUUUGAAUUUAGCCAAUCAAUUUGAACCAGACACUUAGAUACCAAAGGCCAAUUAAAUUUAAAUCUGAUGGUUUUUGACAACAUAGGAUCAAUCCUAUUACAAGAAAUUGAUAUAACAUCAAGGGUAUCAGAAUGGGCAGUUGGACAAAGACAAGAGAGCUAACUGCUACCUGCUAGAUUUAAUAGCCUUCAGCUCUUGAGAGAAUCAAUGGCUCUUACAGAGAAAGUGACAUCGAAACAACAAAGGUACCCUUGGCACAACUUGUUAACAUUCCUGACAGAAGAAUUGACAGAUGAGGCAUUGAGCAUUCUGGAAGACACGUAACCUGGCUGUAAUUUUGAGAGAUUAAAAUUCUAUCUUUUAAAAUUUUAUUUUAUGUAAGUGGGACUCGUAUUUAUUGGAAUGGCAUACUAAUAGAAUCUAGUUUUCUUUGGGAAUAGUUCGUAGUUAGAAGGGAUUUAUUUUGGUUUGUUAAUAGUUUAGUCCAUUUGUUUACUGUUAGAAUUAAUUAAAUAAAUUCUCACUUUUUGACUAUAAAGUGGGUGUCAGGGGUUUAUUUUAUUUAACCGCUCAAAGUUGUCAAAAGGCAUGUUAUACCAUUUUUCACAUUCUUUUUACAGACUAUUGGACAAAGUGCUCCUCUUUGGGUUUUUUCGGUAGAUUGGGUUAACCUCCACUUAAUAUACAAAACUGUUAAAUAUUGUUAUAAAAUUACAAAUGUUUGCUGCCAGAAGAUGUUUUUUUGAUUGUUAAUUUCCACAUUGUCUUUCCUGUUAAGUUUAAAAAGAGACACAAAUAUAUAUUUCAAAAUCAAAACCUUGAUAUGUCAGGAAAAGUACAUUAAUCUUUACGCUCUUCAUUAUCAUGCCUCAAUUGUUAACCAUUGCUGAAGUUUUUGGUCUUUUGGUGUGUUUCAGCAUUUUAUCAGUUAAGUCACAUGUUUAAGUUUAAAUUCUAACUGUUUUUGAGAAAAGUUGUUAGGCCUUCACGUGAGGGGAACCACGUGUGGGGACAGGAAGAUGUGGGUGGGAUAGUGGAUGGUCAAACUAAUGGAACUCAUUUACCCUAGUUACCUCUGUGCUAAAGAAAGUCAGUUAUGUUCUUUCUCUCAUAUUACCAGUGGGCAGAAGCAUUUCAGAAAGGGAGCCUUGUUUUAAAUAUGUCGAGCCAAUCUAUAUUGACCUGAUCUGCAACAUUUAAUAAACGUUUGAGCUGAGAGCAGCACUGACUCCCUCAAUAGUUAAACAUGUCCUGCAUCAGAAAUUUAAGAUUGAACAUUCAUUUUUAAAUUUUUUCAUUGUCUAGGAACUCCUUCCUAUCCCAUCAGAGUGCUGUGCUGCCAUUUCAUGAGCGUACCCCCCUGUGCACACAGCAAGGCAAAUCCAUCUUUCAAUAUUUAAUGUCACAGGCAUGAUGUCUCCUGUCAGUUUUGAUCAACCCCUUCCCAAUUAGCACCAACUGGGCUGUCUAUUUGGUUAGUAAGUUAUGUAAGUGAGGCAAAGCUGUUUGAGACGCCUUGUCCUGGCUUUGGUGUGUUUUGCCCACAUUCAUCCACACCUAUUCUGUAAAUAGCAGGGCCUUAACAUUGAUGCAUUCAAAUAUAUCUGCACAGGAAAUAGAAUUAUACAAUCCUUGGUGUGGAAGCAGGCCAUUCACCCCACUGAGCCCACAUGGACCCUCCAAAGACCAUCCUAACCAGACCUACCUCCUGCUCUGUCCCUGAAACCCUGCAUAUCCCAUAGCUAAUCCACCUAGCCUGGCAUCCCUGGACACUAUGGGUAAUUUAGUAAAGUCAAUCUGCCUAAUCUACCCAUCUUCAGACAGUGGUAGAAAAGCCACGUAGACACGGGGAGAAUGUACAAACUCCACAUAGACAGUCACCUGAGGCUGGAAUGAAAUUCAAACCGUUGGGACUGUGAAGCAGCAGUACAAACCAUUGUGCCACUGUGCUGCCCACUCUUAAUAGCAUGCUCCUAAUCAGUGAUUUGACAGGAAAUCAUUCAGUCUGAUCUACUGUGAAAGAACAGACAUUGAUUUGAAAAAGUCUUUUUUGUGUUUUGUUUAAAUUGGGCUUUGAUUUUUUUCUAUCACACUUCUGCAGAUAAUAUACUCUGUUCUGAGCUCAAACGAGGUCCUUGAGUGGGAGAAGACCAUAUGGCCCAUUGAAUGUUCUAUGUCGUUCUGAGCUCACGCACGCACCCCCUAAUGCCGUAUGCGACCAUAGGUUAGAUUUUGGGAGAGAAGUACAAAUCUUUUCCCCCUGCCCCUCCUUUGUUCCGAGCAGCUGUCUUUAAUUUAAAAAAGUAAUAAUCAUUAAUGAUAUUUAAUUAAAAGCCUGAUAGGACUGCAAGAACUGCUGGACUAAUAAUGGCACAAUCAACACAGUGUGUUGCUGAGAAUGCGAGGAAGCCCAGCGAUCAAAGAAGGGCAGGAGACAGGUAAGUCCUGGGUUUUCAGGUCGUGGAGGAUUGGGCCCCCUCAGGAGCUGAGUGAGUUUUGGAGGCCAGGUGGGGAGAUGCAAAGCAGAAUGAGAAGGAAGAACCAGUAAAACAUGUGAUACCCACUGCCACAACCCAUAUAUUUCAGAAUGGAGGUCUAUUGCAAUCAGUAAGUUCAUUUCCAUGUAUUGAGUUUCUCUGUCCCAGGUGUUUUAAAAUCUUUGGGGCUGGUGCCUCCUGAAUAAUGUGCUGUCUUCCUGCCAUUUCACCAGGCAUUUUUAAAGAUAUGGACUUCCCUCUCAUCCUUUUGACACUCUGCAGUGUGUUAUGGCAGUGGUGGUUGAGGCUGAUGUGUUGGCAAUAAUUGGCUGCAUUAAGGUCCUUAAUAGACUUAAGGGCAGCUGGGUCGGGGACCACCUUCUCCUGUGUCUUGGGUAAUAAUGGACAUGAAUAUGGUGGUCUUUAGGACUAGGUACCCUGUAUGUUUUAUAUGCCCUCCCAAGCCAAAACACUCCUGGAAGGGGAUGAAAGUUUAAAAAAAAACUAAUGUUCAGUAUAAUAGAUUUAGUGACACUGUAUCUACAACUAUCUCAAGAAUAAAGUUACCAAAGUUUUCUGAUCUUUGCAUUGGGAGGUGAAAAAUCCUGUUCGCAGUCCUAAGUGAUUAGUCUCAUCCAGGAAAUGUACACAGCCAGGGAAACAAUCUCUGAGUAUUUACCACGCCAAAUCUGUCCAUCAUUCUGAAUAUUUUAAUGAAUUCAGCUCUCAUUCUUUUGAAACUCUAGAGAAUAAAGGCCUAAUUUAUUCAACUUCUGUUCAGAGAACAACCCUGCCAUCCUAGGGACCAGUCUGUGAACCUGUAUUGCUUCAAAUGCGCGUAUAUCCUUCCCAAUUGCACCCAGUAUUCAUGGUAUGGUCAUGCCAAAGCCCUGUACACUUUUAGAAAGAUUCAGUGAUCCUUGUACUUCAGUCCCCCUGCAAUAAAGAUUAAUGCACCAUUUGCUCUUCUAAUUGUUUGCUGUACCCACAGGCUGAGUUCCGUGUCCAAGGACAUCCAACUCUCACAGAAUAUCAACUACUUUUCUGUUCUUAAGACAAAAGUGGAUAACUGCAAUUUCCAGUGUUUACAGCACAUCAGGCUCAUUGUCGUCUACUGAAACUGUGUCUGCAUUUAUGUGAAGUUGAAAUCACAAUUGAAAGAAAUUGUUGAAGGGUUUAUCAUGGAGCUGAGUGUCAAUGAUACGCUUGAGGCCUUACACCUAACAUAGGGGCAGCACGGUGACUCAGUGGUUAGCACUGCAGCCUCACAGCGCCAGGGACCCAGGUUCGAUUCCAGCCUCGGGUAACUGUCUGUGUGGAGUUUGCACAUUCUCCCCGUGUCUGCAUGGGUUUCCUCCCACAGUCGAAAGAUGUGCAGGCUAGGUGGAUUGGCCAUGCCAAAUUGCCUGUCGUGUUCAGGGGUGUGUGGGUUAUUGAGGGAUGGGCCUGGGUGGGAUGCUCCAAGGGGCAGUGUGGACUUGUUGGGCCAAAGGGCCUGCUUCCACACCUUGUUUAAAAAAAAACCAAGAGAUGGGAGAGAAACUGGAGGAAACAAGCCUUACACAAAUAGAAAGUAAUACAAUAGGAUGUAUUUUAAGCCUGCAAUCUUUGGCAAAAUUUGCAUUUAUCACAUUAUAGGUUAGGAACAAUUUGCUUCAGAUGAUCAAUUACUGUUCAAAACUUGCAAAGCCUGACUUGGUUCAAUCAGAUGUUGAAAUAUUACAGUAAUGAGCAAUCAACAUUGGUAAUUGCAGUUCAUUUUUAGGCUGCAGUUUCCAAAUUUACAGUACUUGGUCACCUUUAGUAAAUCCAAUGUAGUGACAGCUCUCAUAGUGCUAAUUAAAUAGCACCUCUUAUUGGUUUCUACACUCAACAGUGACUUUGGAGGACCUUCACUGACUUUGAGAUGUUUAUUUUAUUAAAGCUGCUAUGUAAAUGUAUGAUGACAUUAAGGUUUCAAUCAAUAUAUUCAAUGUAAUAGUGCACUACUGAUCAAUUUUGUCAAUGCUUCUGUAUGGUAAAAUUAGGCAUUUCUGUUGUUUUACCCAACUUUGUGAUUUCUCAUCACAAAAUUUUGUUAUUAUUCCUAAGGCUUGGGAAAAAAUCAGAAUCCAUUAUUUUGCGAGUGAGAAAUGUUUAAAUGCUCGCUGGUUUUACUAAAACAGUGGAAAAAUUAAUUUAAGACUUCAUUUAAGGGGUCGAUUGUGCUGUCAGAAUCAGUCACAGUUCUGUAAUUGGGUGAUGAAAUACAGAACCGUCAAAGUAAUGCUGUGAGUUCCCACAUGGAGUCACUUGAAUUGUAUGCCUCGGCGGUUGCAAUCACACAUGAAGCUUCACUCACCAGUAUCUGAAUUAUGUUUAACAAUGGUCAGCUGGUCUGACUUCAAUAUUGAUAAUGGAACACUGACAAUAUUUUGGAAGAUGCAGCAUUAGAGGAUAGUUUAAACUUGACAUGAUGUGGGUGUGAAGUUCAAAAAAUAUGAGAAUCGCAGCUUGGGCCCCCUCCUUUCACACAGCUUGCAGAAACGUGCCACGUGACUUCACUUUCAAAUGAGACAAUGCUCAUUGAUUUGAGGUAAAAUCAAUUUACCUGAACAUAGUGAAAUAUUUAGCACGAAAUCUAGUGUGAUUCACACUUUGUUUCCUAGUUAAAUUUAAAGCAUUGGAUAGUCACCAUGAAUGUGUUCAGUGUAAAACUGAACUAUUCAAAGCAGGAAGUCGUAGGAGGUUGUGUGACUGCAAGCUCAAUGGGAAAUUCACCAUGAGUUGAUUCAUUUCCAAAUGUGCUUGUUUUUCAUUAUCAACUUGUUUCUCACAUUUAAUAAAAGCAUUAGUUGUGCUUGCUCAUCUUUUCUCAUUUGUAGCUCUGUCUUGAAGUUGUUGAUUCCUUUGUUGAGAUCAGAUACAAGCAAAUAUCCUGCCAUAAUGCACUUAACUAGUCAUUCAUAGGUGACAAGGUAGGACUAUAGCAAUAAGCAAAGUUGGGAAAGAGCAGGGUCUAUCAAAAUCCAGGUCAGCAUUUAUUGUGCAACUAAUGUAAUCAAAAAACAGAUCAUGUGUUUAUUGAGGGAGCUAGCUGUGCACAAACGGGGGACCUGUUUCUUACCGUUCAGUAAGAGUUAAAUGUUCACAAUAUUUCAUUGACUGAAAACACUUUGGCAUGCCCUAAGAUUGUGAAAGGCACUAUUUGAAUAAAAGUUAUUUCAACACAA
Messenger RNA from Stegostoma tigrinum, 20601 nucleotides. RefSeq names its product zinc finger protein 11-like. The transcript has 3 exons. Gene Ontology annotation, biological process: regulation of DNA-templated transcription. The coding region runs from base 1000 to 4728 and encodes 1242 amino acids. Gene Ontology annotation, molecular function: DNA-binding transcription factor activity, RNA polymerase II-specific; RNA polymerase II cis-regulatory region sequence-specific DNA binding. NCBI's taxonomy places the organism in Eukaryota, Metazoa, Chordata, Chondrichthyes, Orectolobiformes, Stegostomatidae. The record is from RefSeq and is a predicted model, not a curated record.